UUCAGUUGAGCGGUUGACCCGAGGGAAAAGCACAGACCAAAGAGCUGGUGCUUUGAUCUCCUGACAUUACCAGUCUCAUUGGUUGCCUACCUGUACAGAGGUAACUUGCAUAUGGUUCCUUUCUCUGAACAGAUAGUCUGCCUUCUCCAUCCAUCAAGAUGCCUUCUGCUGUCUUUUUGGGAACCAGUCUUUGAUUUACUGAUGAGAAGCGUUUGAGAAUAACUGGACUUGCUGCCCUUAGUUUGGAAUCAGGCAGGAUGAAAAGAGGCAUUACAACCAAGACUCCAAAGCAAGCUGUGACACAUAGCUGUCCCAGAAAAAAUGAUUGUUUGGCAUGGAAAUCAAAUGCCUUGCAGGCGACUGGUCACAAAAACGGGCAGAAAUCUAACAGGGAUCAACAGCAAACUGCCACUGAAGAUGCUGAUCCCAGGGACAAUUCUCCUGAGGAAGCGCUGAGCUAUUUGCAGAAAGCUAAAGAUCGCACUCCUCCAAAAAAUGAAGUUCUGCAGAAACACUUGGUGACUGUGGAAAAGAUUGCCCAAGAGAGAGGCUUGGCACCAGAAGAACUUGACAUCUUGCUGAAGAUAGCACUGAGUGGCAAGUUUGCUGAAGUGGUAAGCACACGACUGUUGAAGAACUUGGUUCCCACAUCAGCAAUAAUGGAAGAUUCUGUCGUUUCAGCUGUGUCUUGGCUUUGUGUUGCCAAGUGUUCUCGGGGCACCCAGGUGCUUUUUUUAAAAUGGCUAAUUGCAAUGUUUGACUUCAUUGAUCAAAAGGAACAGGUUAAUGCCCUCUAUGGAUUCUUCUUCAGCUUCCUACAAGUUGAGAAACUGUUUCCCUUUGCUUGUCAUGUGCUAUAUUUGUUGACCAGAAAAAAGAAUGUGAAGCCUUUUCGUGUAAGAAGACUCCUAGACCUGCAGGCCAAGAUUGGAGCAGAACCUCCUUUGCAGGCUCUACUGUUGUUGUACAAGAACUUCUGUCCAGAGAUGGUCUCUGUAACUUUGCCCACAAACACAAAGGUACAAUUCAAGAACUCAGAAAACCUGUGGAAAACAGCCAUCAGCAACAUAAAGCGACGACUCUAUGGGGCACCACUUGCAUCUCAGCCAAAUCUAACAGAUGCAGCUUGCCCCCGGUCUCGGAAAAGGAAAUGGAAUAACAAGUUGGUCUUGCCUGCAUGCAGUGCCCGCUCCAACUGUUCACCUGCGAGCAAAAAGACAAGCCCUGUUGAUCUCAUUGGCCAUGAUGACACCUUCCCUGUGGAGCGGUUGCAGACAUUCCCCCAGCUUCUGGAAAACAUCCACUGUUUAGAACUUCCUUCCCAGAUAGGCUCUGUGCUGGCAAACCCUCUUUUGCUCCACUAUGUUAACUGUGUUUCUGACGACUCUGUCUACCGAAGGAUGUAUCACUGGAUGGGCCAGACGCUCAGAGAAGAAUGCCCUUGGCAUAAAGUUGAGAACCAGCCAUUCGAGCAGGAGUUCAAGGACUUCUUGAGGAAAAUCUUUGAAGCAGAGUGUUUUUUGCAGGAGGGCUUCUCCUGCUGCGAGGAAUUCUUGUACAGGAGCCUCCCAUUCUGGGAUGGCUGCUCCUGCCGGUCGCAGGUCUUGCAGCUGAUGAGCUGGAUCCCUCUCAGUGCCUUCUCAGAAAUGAAGUCUUAUCUCUUCAGGCCCCUGGCACAGCUUUUUUUCUCAUCGUCCCUUUAUUUUAAGUGCAGUGUUCUUGAAAGCCUGAGGGAACUAUUACUCAACUGGCUGAACUGGCACAUCAUACAGACAGACACGACCACAAAGUCAAAUGUUGAUCUCUUGAACACCACCCUUUCUGGCUUGGUUAGCUCUAUGGCAGAUCUCAUCCAUUUUGUUGGCUGGCUCUCAACUGUUGCCCUGCGCUUGGAGAACAACUCUGCUUUCUUGAUGCACUUCAUCCUGGAUUUCUAUGAGAUAGUGAGUGACAUGUACCUGAAGUAUAACUUCCCCUUGGUUGUGAUGCCUCCAGCUGGAAUCUUCUACACAGCACUGCUUAGCAUUGAUUCUGUCAAUCUGGACCAUCUCUGCUACAUUAUGUACAGGUAUCGAGCUAACUUGAUAGCUGCAAAACAAAAUCAACAGACUAAAAAGACAGUAUUGCAGUUCAAGUUCAGCAGCCAGACUUGCCAAGAAUACAAUCAGUACAUAACAGCCAUGGUUGGGUGUCUGUGGACCUCGAAUGUGUUCCAGAAGGACUUCCACCAUCAGGGUAUUCGCAUGGACCCAGAAGUGCUAGAGAGGACCAGAGUGAAGGGAUACAGGAAGAGCUUCAAUAUUGUGUAUCACCCUGCCCUGACAGGCUAUGCUAAGCUUUUCUUACAGGAGGCACGCCCGGAAGACAGAAUUCCAAACUUCCAGUUAAUUCAGGGGAGGAGGUGGGAGUGGUACCAGGAAUAUCUCUACGCCCAAGAAUUGCAAGGCCUGAAACUCUUCAUCGAGAGUAGCAUUCACCGUGCUUCCCAGGCCUCUCAAACACAAACAAACAAAUGAUUGGUUGCUUGACUGGUUUUUCUUCGCAACUCUUCCAGCUACCCAAGUUAAAUGUGGAAGGCUCUUGAACUUCUGUUUUGGAGAAGAGGGUGACAUCCUAAUCAACUACCUGAGGAUGGGAGAGCAAGAGGCCAGGAUGUCUUAAGGGUCUGGCAGCCAUCUCCUUGGAAAUGACUAAAUAAAAAAAAAUUGCACUUGAGAUAGAAGCCGUGGCAGUCCAAUGGCUGCUGCCUUUUCUUUCCCAUAGUGGGAGAAGGAAAAAUGUUCUCAGUAAUGAACUGAGACAAGGAUGGGGAGCAGCCGUCAGAUUCAUAAGAAUUCUCAGGGUUGAGAAACUGCCCAACCAGCAUGGCUGGUGGCAUCGUUCUGAGGCAGCUGGAACACCUUGAUGGUGCUGAAAUGCACGCUUUAUUGAUGUCAUGAAGCCCCUGGGACUGUCAAAAUGGCUGACAUCUUUCUUCUGUGCUUGUUCCUAUGUAUAUAAAUGUACAGCAGAUACUUAUACAGCACGGUGUACUUUGUAAUUUAUGUGCUCUCUUACUUCUGUACUGGACAGAUAGGUGAAAGCCAGGUUUUUCUAGGGUUAUACCCUGCAAAGUGUAGCUGCCUGAUUCUCUCUUUUAAGCUAUCCCAACUAGCUUUUCCUUUCAGGAUCGGAUUGGCAAUGGGAUUUGGGGAAAGCUUACGGGCCUGUUUCUUAUGGCUCCUGAAGAAUUCUUCCUUGCUACCAUUGGAAAGAACCUUAUUUCCUUCUUGGCUGCAGCACAAGGGUUAGAAACCGUGUACUGACAGAAGCUGUAUGCUGACAUUGUCUUUUUAUACCCUUGGCUUGACGUGGUAGCAUUUCCUGUACCUGAAACAUCCCCAUAGUAAGUGACUGAAACAGCCACAUGGUUUUCAUGGCCUGCACUAGUCUUCAGAGGCGUACUGUGCGUAAAUGGCGCCUGGAGACAAAUUGUCUUCAGGUGCCCCCCCUGCUGCCUAGGGGUGGGGCUCCGCCCCCUCGCUACCGCCCCACUCCUGGCAGGCCAGAAGAGACUGCCG
Molecule: messenger RNA, 3560 nt
Organism: Sphaerodactylus townsendi
Lineage: Eukaryota; Metazoa; Chordata; Lepidosauria; Squamata; Sphaerodactylidae
Gene: CENPI
Product: centromere protein I
Exons: 21
Coding region: 258-2516 (752 amino acids)
Cellular component (GO): kinetochore
Source: RefSeq, a predicted model, not a curated record